GCCGGAAGCCUCGAGCAGCCGGCGCCGUCUCUGCCCCCGGGCCUCCUAUGGCUUGAAGAGCCUUGCCACCCAGUGGCCCCGCCGCCCCAAUGGAUCCCCUGAACCUUUCCUGGUACGAGGAUGAUCUGGAAGGACGGAACUGGAGCCGGCCCUUCAAUGGGUCGGAAGGAAAGGCAGACAGGCCCCACUAUAACUACUAUGCCAUGCUGCUCACCCUCCUCAUCUUUAUCAUCGUCUUUGGCAAUGUGCUGGUAUGCAUGGCUGUAUCCAGAGAGAAGGCUUUGCAGACCACCACCAACUACCUGAUAGUCAGCCUUGCUGUGGCCGAUCUUCUGGUGGCCACACUGGUCAUGCCCUGGGUCGUCUAUCUAGAGGUGGUGGGCGAGUGGAAAUUCAGCAGGAUUCACUGCGACAUCUUUGUCACUCUGGAUGUCAUGAUGUGCACAGCAAGCAUCCUGAACCUGUGUGCCAUCAGCAUCGACAGGUACACGGCCGUGGCCAUGCCCAUGCUGUACAACACUCGCUAUAGCUCCAAGCGCCGAGUCACUGUCAUGAUUGCCAUUGUCUGGGUCCUCUCCUUCACCAUCUCCUGCCCACUGCUCUUUGGACUCAACAACACAGACCAGAAUGAGUGUAUCAUCGCCAACCCUGCCUUCGUGGUCUACUCCUCUAUCGUCUCGUUCUACGUGCCCUUCAUCGUUACUCUGCUGGUCUAUAUCAAAAUAUACAUCGUCCUCCGCAAGCGCCGAAAGCGGGUCAACACCAAGCGCAGCAGCCGCGCGUUCAGAGCCAACCUGAAGACCCCACUCAAGGGCAACUGUACUCACCCUGAGGACAUGAAACUCUGCACCGUUAUCAUGAAGUCUAAUGGGAGUUUCCCAGUGAACAGGCGGAGAAUGGACGCUGCCCGCCGAGCUCAGGAACUGGAAAUGGAGAUGCUGUCAAGCACCAGCCCACCAGAGAGAACCCGGUACAGCCCCAUCCCUCCCAGUCACCACCAGCUAACUCUCCCCGAUCCAUCCCAUCAUGGCCUCCACAGCAACCCUGACAGUCCUGCCAAACCAGAGAAGAAUGGGCAUGCCAAGAUUGUCAACCCCAGGAUUGCCAAGUUCUUUGAGAUCCAGACCAUGCCCAACGGCAAAACUCGGACCUCCCUUAAGACGAUGAGCCGCAGGAAGCUCUCCCAGCAGAAGGAGAAGAAAGCCACUCAGAUGCUUGCCAUUGUUCUGGGUGUGUUCAUCAUCUGCUGGCUGCCCUUCUUCAUCACGCACAUCCUGAACAUACACUGUGACUGCAACAUCCCGCCAGUCCUCUACAGCGCCUUCACAUGGCUGGGCUAUGUCAACAGUGCCGUGAACCCCAUCAUCUACACCACCUUCAACAUCGAGUUCCGCAAGGCCUUCAUGAAGAUCCUGCACUGCUGAGUCUGCCCCCGCCCUCACAGCAGCUGCUUCCCGCCUUCCUGCCCAGGCAGGCCGGACUGCACCCCUGCGAGCUGUGGGCAGAAAGGCCCAGACAGACUUGGCCUUCUCCCGACCCAGCAGGCCCUGCAGUGUUAGCUUGGCUCGGUGCCCCUCUCUGCCCACACAUCCUCAUCCUGCCGGGGUAGGGCCAGGGAGACUGGUAUCUUACCAGCUCUAGGGUUGGACCCAUGGCUCAGGGCAGCUCACAGAGUGCCCCUCUCACAUCCAGACCUUGUCUCCUUGGCACCAAAGAUGCAACGGCUUUCUCUGACCUUUCUCUGGGUCACCAGAGUUCCUAAAGCCAGAAACUAUGUCAAUGGCCAAGCACACCCUGGCGGCUGGCUUGGCCUGGCCCUUGCUUGUCUGUGUCGGAUCAGGUGGUGGGAGGGAGACAGUUCUUAUUUCACAGGGACUGCACAGAAAAGCAGGGAACACGCCAAGGCCUCCAGGCCACACUAGUGUCGGGAGACACAUAUAAACACCAGAUAGCUCCACAGACCCCAGAGAAAACUGAGGCUGAAAAUCUGUUUUCUACCCCAACUCCAGUGUGAGCCACUUCUUUUCCUAGAAGUGGGUGCCACUAUGUCCGACCUUGUUAUAGCACCCCAUGUGGUUUUUGUGCCAUUUUGGGGGGAUGGGAACAACUCUAAUCCUCAAGGGCCCCAAGAAGGACUGUAAGGAGAAAACUAGCUGAUCUCCUUCUACCCUCCAACCCACUCUGCCACUCCUGACCUGCCUUGGACAUAUCCAUUCCUCACAGCCGUUCCCAUGCUGACCAGCCUGGGAAGUCAGGCCUUGGACCAGUGUUGGGGCUCAAGCUGGAGGUGGUAGCUUGGGGCUCUUUGGGGAGUGAUGACCUCUUCUAUCUCCCACUUUUAUUCCUUUCCAGUGCCUCUGCCUUAGAGGAGGCUGUGGAUGGGGGCGGGGGUGCUGCUGAGAUCAUUGGACCUGGCCUAGUCCAGCCUUGAGUGGGGACGGGAAGCUGCAGCUUGGAGGGUCCUGGGCUCCAACUCUGUAACAUCACUAUACAUGCACCAAACCAAUAAAACUUUGACA
This is a messenger RNA of Psammomys obesus (fat sand rat), 2519 nucleotides long. It is a transcript of the gene Drd2, whose product is annotated as dopamine receptor D2. The transcript has 8 exons. The record is from RefSeq and is a predicted model, not a curated record. Gene Ontology annotation, molecular function: G protein-coupled receptor activity; dopamine neurotransmitter receptor activity, coupled via Gi/Go. The coding region runs from base 90 to 1424 and encodes 444 amino acids. Lineage: Eukaryota; Metazoa; Chordata; Mammalia; Rodentia; Muridae. Gene Ontology annotation, cellular component: glutamatergic synapse; presynaptic membrane. Gene Ontology annotation, biological process: adenylate cyclase-activating adrenergic receptor signaling pathway; adenylate cyclase-inhibiting dopamine receptor signaling pathway.